AUGGCUUGUUCGGCCUAUACCCGCGCUUUAACCUAUGUUGCUGGUGCCGCUGCUCAGCGUCCCUGGCGGGCUGCGCGCACGCACCGCGGCUCGUGGCGAACGCGUCGACAGCCGCGAGCGCACCCUCGUACAUCGACCUGCUUCGCACAGCGAACUCGGUACAGGAGCGUUCGUCUGCAGGCCCCGUCUCCCGAAAAUAACAAGAGCAACCGCGCGAACUCGCGACCUUCGACGAACCAAAAAGCGUCGUUGACGCCCAGCUUCCUGAGAGACGUCACUGAUAGCAGCUUCUUCGCGGAUGUGCCGUACCGGGAGUUCCAACAGAUAGGACGGCUCUACCGCACGGUGGACGAAUUUCUUGGCCGAAAGGAGAAUCUCUUAUUCUGGGGCUCGUGUGCGCUGCUGUUCGGAGCGUUUUCGGCUACGUCGAUCUCAACGAUCGUCGGUGCACUCGCCGAAUGGGAUCCCAUAGCUGGCGCCGUCAUCGUCUUUAUCAUGGAAUGGAUUGCUACACAGUACUAUCGCCGUCCUCGACCAAGCAAUAUCAUUCGAAUUUUGAAUGCAUACCAGGUCGGUCUGACUUUUGGGUUUAUAUUAGAUGCGCUCAAGCUCGCUGGCUAG
Molecule: messenger RNA, 621 nt
Organism: Cyanidioschyzon merolae strain 10D
Lineage: Eukaryota; Rhodophyta; Bangiophyceae; Cyanidiales; Cyanidiaceae
Exons: 1
Coding region: 1-621 (206 amino acids)
Source: RefSeq, a predicted model, not a curated record